Molecule: messenger RNA, 2529 nt
Organism: Vespa mandarinia (Asian giant hornet)
Lineage: Eukaryota; Metazoa; Arthropoda; Insecta; Hymenoptera; Vespidae
Gene: aft
Product: cap methyltransferase 2
Biological process (GO): methylation; 7-methylguanosine mRNA capping
Cellular component (GO): nucleus; cytoplasm
Molecular function (GO): methyltransferase cap1 activity
Source: RefSeq, a predicted model, not a curated record
GGUGAGAAUCAAUAUGAAUAUAGAUGAAUAAAAAAGACAUUUGCCGAGGCAACACAAUAUACUCUAACCUCACUAUGCGAUUAUGACGGAGGCAUUUCGCCCGUAAAGUAAUUACAAAUUUGCAUACGACCAAUAUUUAAACGUGCCAUUUAAACAGUGUCUAUUUUUGUAUAUCUAUAGAUAAAAGAAUCGGAUAGACCGAUUUAUAUGUUUUGUUGAUAUAAGCAAAAUUGAAUAAUCUGUGCUUGAUCUUUUAUAUAGUAAAGCUUAUUAUGCUGCUAUAAAAUAGUAUUUCGUAUAACAAAUGUUAUAUAUAAAAUACUUAUAAAUAUUUAUUAUUUGUUAAAAAAAUAAUAAAUGAAUAUUUUAUUUAUUCAUGUUUUAUCUCUAUAUCAUAGAGACAGAAUACAUAAAAAUUAUUGAUAAAAAGUAAGAAACAAGAAAUCAAAUACAAUGAUGUAUGAACAAACUUCUUUAAUUGAUAAAAAUGUUCCUUGUAUUACUAAUUUGUUUAGUAAAACUUUUCCUAUAGCGAUGGAAGAAAAUUAUUCUUUACCUAGGCCAGAUUGCAUGUUUAAAGAAAGUCCGUGGUAUGUUAAAGAAUUACAGAUCUUGAAAGAUCAAUUAAAUGAAGUGAAAAAUCGUUUAAAUAGUUUUAAUUUGGGUGAGUGGCAUGCACAUACAAGUAAUAGAAAUAAAGCAGGACAAGUACAAUACCGUGUACGAAGAGAUAUCAAACCAGAAUUAGUGACACAAGCGUGGUGUAAAUUUUAUGAAAUAUUAAGUUUUUUUGAUGUUGUGCCACAAAAUGAAAUUAUAAAAAACAAUAAUAGUUUUACUUCUGUACACUUAUGUGAAGCUCCUGGAGCUUUCAUAACAUCGUUAAACCAUUGGUUAAAAACGAAUACUAGAUUUAAUUGGAACUGGAUAGCUACGUCACUAAAUCCAUAUUAUGAAGGAAAUUCUUUGUCUAAAAUGAUUAAUGAUGACCGUUUCAUUAUACAUACAUUGAAUCAUUGGUGUUUUGGCAAAGACAACACUGGAAAUCUUAUGGAUCUGCAAAAUUUAAAUAAACUUGUAAAAAUGGCAAAAGUAAAUAAUAAUAUAUUGUUGAUUACUGCUGAUGGAAGUAUAGAUUGUAUGGAUGUUCCAGGUGAACAAGAAACAGUUGUAUCUCACUUACAUUAUUGUGAAACAGUUGCUGCAUUACAUUUACUAAAUGAAGGAGGAAGCUUUGUAAUAAAAAUAUUCACUACUUUUGAGCACAGUUCCAUAUGUCUACUUUAUUUAUUAUCUUGUUGUUUUUAUAAAGUAUUUAUAACAAAACCAGCUACUAGUAAAGAAGGAAAUUCAGAAACUUAUGUUGUAUGCAUAAAUUUUAAAGGAUCAGAAUAUAUCGCACCUUAUUUACGAACAUUACAGAAGUACUAUGAAUCUGGUCCUAGUGCAGCAAUAUUUUGCAGAAAAGAUAUUCAUCCUGAUUUUAUAACAAAAAUAAUAAACUGCAGUCAGUUUUUUAAAGAGAUACAAACAUCUGUUAUAAUGAAUAAUGUAAUAUCUUUUACAUCUAAUGAAGAAGUUGAUGAUAAAAUCAUAGAUGAAAUAAAAAUUAUACAAAAACUUGUUGCCGAAAAAUAUUUGAAAGAUUGCAACUUGAAGCCACUGCCACCUGGCUGUGAAAUAGUAGAGAAAGAUGAAUCAAGAAAUACAGUUUUUAUAAAAGUAGGUAGGAAACAAUUAUGUGAAUCAUAUAAUAAGCGUCGUGAAAAAGCAAACAAAUCACCAGUGCAACGUUUAAUAGAAUAUUGGGACGUAACAAAAGAAAUCUUCAAUGAAAUAUCAAUGAGUAAAUCAUACAAUUUUCAGUUUUCUGAUGAACACAUAAUUUUAGAGUAUUGCACAGGAAAACCAUUCUACAAAUUAUUUAAUUCAAGAUUUUGUGAUUCAAGAAUUCUAAAUAUACAAAUUGAUUUAGAAAAUAUUUUGGAUAAAAUGCAUUUGAAAAAGUUUUUCCCUUCUGAUGAAGAUACACACAAUUUAUUACAAGAAUUACAUACAACUUCAAAUUACAAAAUAUUGUGUUUUCAAUACACAGAUAUUUAUUGUAAUUCUAAAAUUAUUUCAAGACUUUGUCAACUAUUACAAAUGCUUGUAUAUGAAGACAAUCUUGUGUUGAUUGGUUAUUCUUUAUUAACGCGUUUAAACGUUAGUCUUCUUUAUCUUUUGAAUUGCACAUUUUAUUCAGUAGAAUUACAACGUCAUGAUAAAGUAGGGUGCUUAAUAAUCUUGAAAAACUAUAAAAAUGAUGCGAACAUACUUAAAAUUUGGAAGAAAAUUAAUAUUACCGAAAAUGCAUUACGGACAGAAGGAAAAACUAUUUUGUCUUUAAUUCCUGUAUCAUGUUUAUGUGAUUGGGCUGCAUAUCCUAAAAUUGUGGAGUGCAAUCACUGGAUUAUUAAAACAUAUCUUAAUUAUCUUAUAAAUAAUGCAAUGGAAAAGAUUAAUAAAUGUUAGAUAAAUUUUUAUAAA